Aureococcus anophagefferens is the source of this 1218-nucleotide messenger RNA. RefSeq lists its product as hypothetical. The transcript has 2 exons. The record is from RefSeq and is a predicted model, not a curated record. Gene Ontology annotation, cellular component: cytosol. Gene Ontology annotation, molecular function: protein-folding chaperone binding. Bases 1 to 1218 code for a protein of 405 amino acids. Lineage: Eukaryota; Pelagophyceae; Pelagomonadales; Pelagomonadaceae.
AUGCUCCUGCGCGCGGCGGUCCGCUGGCGCACCGUCGCCGCCGCCGGCGGCGCCUGCGCGGCCCGCGCCUGGGCGCGCUGCGAGGAGGACCUCUACGCGACGCUGGGCGUGGGCCGCAAGGCGAGCGCCGAGGAGAUCCGGCGGGCCUACAAGCUGCGGGCGGCGAAGGCGCACCCGGACCACGGCGGCGACGCCGAGGAGUUCAAGCGCGUCGCGGCGGCCUACGCGGUCUUAUCCGACGACGCGAAGCGGCGGCGCUACGACGCGGGCGGCGGCGCGGGCGGCCCCGGCUCCGGCGGCGGCGGCGGCUUCCCCGGCGGCGGCUUCCCCGGCGGCGGGAGCCAGCAGCAGCAGUUCGACCAGGCGUUCCGGCUCUUCGAGGAGAUGUUCGGCGGCGGCGGCGGCGGCGGCUUCGGCGGCGGCGGCCGGCGCCGCGGCGCGGCGCGCAUCGCGCCGCGCGAGGUCGUGCUGCGCCUGUCGCUGUCGGACCUCUUCGAGGGCGGCGACUUCCGCGUCGCCGUGCCGCGCGUCUGCCGGGGCCGGGGCACGCGCGAGGAGCGCGACCACUCCGUGUCGGUGUCGGUGAAACCCGGCGCGGCCGGCGGCGAGUCCUUCUUCUUCCGCAAGGCCGGCGACGACGUCUUCUACGGCUCCGGCGAGCACGCGGGCCGCCGCGACGUCACGGUCAUCAUCGAGGAGGCGCCGCGCGCGGACCUGCAGCGCCUCGGCGACGAUUUGUUGGUCGCGAAGCGCGUGUCGUUGCUCGACGCGCUCACGGGCUUCGCCGUCGACGCGCCGACCGUCGCGAAGCACGACCCCCGGGGGCGGACCUUCCGCAUCGCGGCGGCGGCGGAGGACCUGCCCGUGGCGCCCGACGACGUCUGGGUCGUGAAGGGCGAGGGCAUGCGCGACGCGCGCGACCCGUCGAAGCGCGGCGACCUCUUCGUGCGCUUCAUCGUCGACUUCCCCAAGGCGCUGCCCGAGGGGGACUGGAAGGCGCGGCGCCGGGCCCUCGCGGGCUUGAUCGGCGGCGCGCCCGACGCGCCCGCGGCGCAGCCGCGGCCCGCGAGCGGCGGCCUCUUCGCGGGGCUCUUCUCCGGCCUCGGCGGCGCGAAGCCCGUCGCCGGCACGAAGGGCGGCGAGCCCGCCGGCGCCGUCGCGAGCCGCGCGUCGAAGGCGAAGGUCGACGCGCUCUACCGGCGGCGCCCGCGGUCCUAA